UCCGCGAAUCAAUAAUCACCCAGCCAAAGCAACCCAUAUAAAAGUAUAUUAUUCAUUUCCUUCCCUCACAACACACACAUUUUCAGGACUCUGUAUUAGAAGAACACCUCUAGUCUCUCAAGUCCCUCACACCAACAUACAACUAUGGCCCCAAUUGCAGUUGGAGAUGUGAUUCCAGACGGUGCUCUCUCCUACUUGGACGACCAGAACCACCCACAACAGCUCUCCCUCCACUCUCUCGCCGCCGGCAAAAAGGUCAUCCUCUUCGGCGUUCCCGGAGCCUUCACUCCCGGUUGCAGCAUGAAACAUGUACCAGGCUUCAUUGAGAAAGCAGAGGAGUUGAAAUCAAAGGGUGCUGAUGAAAUUUUAUGUAUGAGUGUUAAUGAUCCCUACGUUAUGAAGGCAUGGGAAAAAACUUACCCAGAAAACAAGCACGUCAAGUUCCUAGGCGAUGGCUCAGCAAAGUACACCCAAACUCUUGGCCUUGGGCUCGAUGUUUCGCAGGGAGGGUUAGGCAUUCGAUGCUGGAGGUUCGCUCUCUUGCUCGAUGACCUCAAAGUGAAGGUUCAGUCACAACCCUGGGGAAGACCCGAUUCCCACGUUCUCCGAUUCUCCACCGCCACCGCAGCCUCCGUCGCCGUCUUCUCUUUCUCCGGCAUACCCAGCAACGGUUCAGUCACAACCCCCUCGUGGUCCGAACUUUAUUCGGAAUUAGAUCGAAUCCAUUUCUGGGUUGCGAUGUACAGUGGGAUUGAAAUUAGAGAACUUGGGUCAGCAAACGUGGAUCAGCAAACGUGGGUCAGCAAACGUGGAUUAGCCAACCAGCACUGCAGUGUUCAUCCAUGUUCAAAACAUGAGACCGAAAUUACCAAACGUGGAUCAGGUAUCCCACAAAAUCUGCAUUCAAUCCCAAAAUAAACCUAUAUAGAAAAA
Molecule: messenger RNA, 933 nt
Organism: Camellia sinensis
Lineage: Eukaryota; Viridiplantae; Streptophyta; Magnoliopsida; Ericales; Theaceae
Source: RefSeq, a predicted model, not a curated record